Messenger RNA from Helicoverpa armigera (cotton bollworm), 1095 nucleotides. RefSeq lists its product as uncharacterized. Gene Ontology annotation, cellular component: membrane. The transcript is spliced from 4 exons. The record is from RefSeq and is a predicted model, not a curated record. Bases 1 to 1095 code for a protein of 364 amino acids. Gene Ontology annotation, biological process: sensory perception of taste. Lineage: Eukaryota; Metazoa; Arthropoda; Insecta; Lepidoptera; Noctuidae.
AUGUCAAACAAAGUUCAUUGCAAAACUCAAAAUGUGUACAAACUAUCCCACAUGUAUAAACCAGUCAUGAUCAUUCUAUUAAUCUGUGGUUACGAUUUGAAUAUUAAAAACGGUUUUCUGUAUAGUUUUAUUGCUAAAUUUUAUUGUGUAAGUCUCGUUUUAGUUGUCAUAUAUUCCUCUUUAGAGUGCUGUCCGAAAGAUUUGUCUCAACUAUGGUCGUUAUUUGAGUACACAGCUUCAGUCAUGGUCAUCCUACUGUUCCGAAGUCGCACAGAAAAAUUCUUCAAAAUGCUAAAAGAUAUCGAUUCAUAUCUAAGAAUCAAUAAACGCCGUCACAUUCACAGUAUUUACAAAAUAAUCGUCUUAUCUAUAGUAACUUGGUCUUUAAGGAUUUCUUAUACUGUCAUGUAUUGUUGUAUCUACGCUUGCUAUGAUAAUUUGGUUCUGUAUGUGAUCAGACAGUUUUCGUUAAUCGGUCUCGAUUUCAAUCGGGUUUGGCGAUGCAUAAUGUUCGAUGCAGUUAGGUAUCGAUUGAAACUCCUGCGAAUAAGAUUGGAAGAGUUUCCUGAGUGUAAUUAUUAUUUAUACGUGAAUAAUAAUAAAAGUAUAAAAGAAAAUAAGUUGAAGUUCUGUCUGUUUGUGUAUAGACAUAUUGCUGAUAUGGUCGACGUUAUUUCACCUGAACUGCAUGCAUCGCUAUUUCUGAGUGUAGCUGGAAGUGCACCAAAACUAAUAACUAAUGUCUACCACAUAUUGACAGCCAUAGAAGGUCGCGAACCAGUAGAAUCUCUCGGCUAUGUGAUAAUGCACGUGGUACAAAUCUCGCUGCUAUUAUUUUCACCUUUUCUCAUAGUCGAACAUUAUUCAGUGGAAGUGGAAAAAAUGAGGUUGUUUCUCAUGCAUAGACUCAUUGAUGGUAAUGAUCCCACACUUAAGGAGGACAUAGAAACAUUUAUCCAGUACACACACGUACGCACAUUCAAGUUCAGAAUAUGGCGGAUAAUACCCAUUAAUAUGUCGCUACCUUUGGAGCUAAUUAACAUGUGUGUCACUUAUGUCAUUGUUGUUAUUAACUUUACACAUUUGUAUGGGUGA